Molecule: messenger RNA, 1161 nt
Organism: Alternaria triticimaculans
Lineage: Eukaryota; Fungi; Ascomycota; Dothideomycetes; Pleosporales; Pleosporaceae
Exons: 3
Coding region: 1-1161 (386 amino acids)
Source: RefSeq, a predicted model, not a curated record
AUGGCAGCUCCAGCAAGUGUUGAUAUCAAGAAGCUCGAGGGGAAAUGGGUCAUGAACAAGUCCCUCUCGGAUGCGUUCGAUGCCGUCCUCGCCCUGCAGGGCAUGGGCUGGCUGACGCGCAAAGCCCUCGGCGCAGCAACCGUAACCCAACACCUCUACCAAACCACCAUAGACGGCGAAGACAACACGCCAACGACAGAGAUCAAAAUCGAUCAACUCAUCACCGGCGGCAUCAAAGGCUCCACCGAGACCCGCAUCCUAGACUGGCACUACCGCGAGCACGUUGACAGGCUCUUCGGCACCGUCAAGGGACGGUCGCGCUACAUUGCCCUAGCCAAGGCAAUCGAAGAAGGAAAGGCUGCAGGUGUGGGCGAGGAAGAUGCAAAGUACGUGGCAGAAGGGUGGUUGAAGGAGACAGAAGAAGGAGAUGUUGUCGAGAGCUUUGUGGAAAAUGAGGCAAACAAAUGGACUGCGUGGCAGAUCUGGGGGUUCGCGGAUAUUGGGGGUGAGAGGAAGCUGACGAGGAAGUUUGUGGUUAGGAAGGUGGGGAGUGAUGAGGUUGUUAGGGCGUUGGUGCAGAUCGUCAUUUUCGCCAUGGGCACGUUUAACAUGGCCGAUACGAGCUUUCUGACGGAUCUCUUCCUUGCCCUUAUCGUUCUGACAUCUACGAUUCUUAUCCUGAUGCUGCUUUGCCUCAUCAUCCGCCUCAUCAAUCGACACAAGAGAAAAGCCAGUCAACAACCAGCCCAGGAGCCCGCUCUACUGGAUCUCGAAUCCGGCCGAGAGUCCCGCCUAUCGCAUCGCCUUUCGCGGCAACAAAUACAACAGGAGCACUACGAAGACCUACAGCAACGCUACUCGUCCGUACCGCCAUCACCAUCGAUCGAAUUACUCCCCGAGAUCAAGACGAGCGCAAGUGAUGACAGAGCGAGCGAGUGGUUGGAGCGCGGAGUUACGGACGAAGGCAUCAAUGUGGUUCAUGGGGAUUUGGGGGAGAAGAAGUCGGAGAUGACACAGGCGGUGGUGGUUAGGCCGAAGAAACAGUUGAGGUGGGAGUGGAGGGAUGGGAAGGUGGAUAAUGGCGCUGUACCGAAGAGAUCUAGGGUCAUUGAACGGACGGAUAAGGAUGGGAUCGUGUGUAGGGAGUAUCGGACGGAAUGA